GGCCCCGCGCCCGCCAAUGGGCGACAGGGGGCGGGGCUCCUCCCGCCGGGCCGGCGCGGCUCAAUGGGGCGCUGCGGGGAGCUCGGCCCAGCAUAUGUUUUGCAGAGCACCCUGGCUCGUGAAGCGUUACCCAGUUAAACCGGAAUCAAACCAGGACAACACCAGCCCCUCCUGGUCCUAAAAAGGGCUCGCCUGCUGACUCUGCCCUCUUGGGAAGGAUGGGAAAGGGCUACAAGGUGGUGGUUUGUGGAAUGGCCUCGGUGGGAAAGACUGCGAUCUUGGAGCAGCUUCUCUAUGGAAAGCAUACUGUUGGCUUAGAAGAGGGUGCCACAAUGGAAGAUGUGUAUUUGGCGUCAGUGGAGACAGACCGUGGCGUGAAGGAACAGUUACGGCUUUAUGACACCAGGGGUCUGCAGGAGGGCGUAGAAUUGCCAAAACACUAUUUCUCUGUGGUUGAUGGCUUCGUUCUCGUGUAUGCCGUGACCAGCCUCGAAGCUUUCCAAAGAGUCGAACUACUCAAAAAGGAGAUCGAUGUCUUUAGAGACAAAAAGGAGGUAACAGUUAUUGUCUUGGGAAACAAAACUGACCUCCUGGACCAAAGGCAAGUGGAAACAGAAGCAGCACAGCAAUGGGCAAGGGCCGAGAAAGUGAGACUGUGGGAAGUGACUGUGACAGAUCGGAAAACACUGCUUGAGCCCUUUACCUUCUUAGCUAGCAAACUCUCCCAGUCCCAGAACAAAUCAACAUUUCCCUUGCCUGGAAGGAAGAGCAAAGGGAAUAACUGUGAUAACUAAGCUACCUUAGCAUUGUCUGCUGCUGCCAGGUCACAGCCUAAGUCUUUUUUGUGCCAUUUGCUUCUCACAGUUUCACAUAGAGCAAUAAUCUCAAUCAGCAAUAAAAUCAGCAAGCUUAUGGCUAAGAGGUAUCCUUCCUUCUCAUGGACUUGGCCUGAAAAAGUCGCUGGUGGUAAAAGCCUUAGACAGCACUUCAUGAGAAGAGUUACCUUGCAACAAGGGUUAUGGAGGAGGAGGGACAGGUAGAUGCCUCUCUAGCAGGGCCUUUGACUAUGCCUGGAUACAGCCACGUUGAGGGACAAAACAAGCAGCUUAUCAUUGAGCAAUCCCCCUGCAGGUCUGUAGCCUCUAGUCACAAAUAGUACUAUCUGCAGUAAGCAUUCAGUCUGGAGAGAGAAUAUGUUUGAAAUGGCAACAGCCCUUUUACCUUGACCUUAAACAGGGCCACAGGGCUUUUGGAUGCUGCAGGGGGCUGAGGUCAGUGUGUUGUUGCAAGAGAAGGGUUUGGGGCACGAGGAACAGCUACCAGCAGAUUUAGCUGCUGAAGUUCUGCUAGUGUCUGGAAGGAAAAAAAAAAAAAAAAAAGAAAGAAAAAAACCCCAAAUCUUGUGGGAGAUAUUAGAACAGAUCUAACCCGACACAAAGCCUGUCAGCAAAGUCUGGCAAGUAGUGCUUUCAGCUCAGGAAUUUAUUUGUACAAACCAGAAAAACCCUCAGAGCACUCAUUAAUUUAACUGCGACCUGAAGGACAACAUAGCUGUACAUAGUUUUGUUCCAGCAUGUCCAGUACAAAUCAGUCACAGUCACAUAGGUGAUAAUUUUACUGAGAAAUUAUACAGAGCAAUUUAGUAUGCAGGAGGUACUGCCCAGGCUCUGCUUAGUGCAUUGCGUAAUACUCCUACCCAGCCGUUCAGCCAAGCUGCAGUAAUCCACCCUCGGUACAUAGCUACUGGCUAGAUAACAACUGGUACAAAGUGCUGCGCUACUUUGUGAGAGGGGGCUAGGGAGCGUAGGAGGAUGCCUUUUGGGAACAUCCCCAUGGCAAACUCCCAGAAAGACCUGUACAAAUGGCCUUGGUCUUAAUAUGCUGCACAUAGUCCAGCAACAGGAGCGCAACUGGAUGUGCUGUAUUUGACUCUCCAUGCUGGUAAAGCCUGUGCUGCAGGAAUCUGCUUUUGUAGGUCAGCCUGUCGGUACACUAAACAAAACUGGAUAUAGAAGGACAGAAUGAGCAACCAUUCCCAGAGAAAGCAGCCGGCUUUUAGCCUCUAACAACCUCUUAUACUAAUUGAUACUGGCUUUUCUUCGUAUUUGAAGAUGAGAGUGGGGAGAGGGAAUGAACUGAAGUACCCAGUUCCCUCAUUUUCUGCUAAAAUAAUGUUGUUUUGAACAAAUAUUGAGAAUUUCACUGUGAGUCAGCAAAACCACAAGCAAUAUUUGCACUGUCAUAACAUAACUGCUAAAUAGUGUCUUAAUGAUCACAAUUAAGCCGUGUGCUUAUAGCAUGCUCCUCCUGAAUACUGACAAAUAAAGUCCGUCAGCAUUACUAAUGUCAGAGCAGCAGUACAAUUCACUAAGAAUUAAGCAGGUAUUCCUACCUUUAUAAUGAAGGUAGACGAAACUGUUUAUGUGCUUUGCUCAAUAUAGUUUGGAUUGCUGUGGCCAAGGAGUAAGAUAAGAGAGCAAUUAUGAAUGAGCAAGCUCUUGUAAUGCCCUGCUAGAAACAUACAAUUGUUUCCAUUACAACACUGCAGCUGAGUAAGCACUAUAGCAUGACCUCCUCCAACCUGGCUAGUAAUAGUCAUUGUCCCCAGCGAUGCUGCAGAACACUCCCUCCUCACUCAUUUCCUACCGAACACACGUGUACUCAAGGUUUCUCCCUACCCAGAAGACUCGCAUCUACCUGCGUGCUUGGGAAGUGGGGGUGACUUCAGAGCAGCAGCAGUUCACCUCCUUGCUGCAAUCUCUCACCAAGGAAUUAGUCAUGUUCCUCCUCUUCAGUUCUGCAGGACCCUUCUUCUAGAAGGGACUUGAUUCAGUUUUAAAUCAAUCAAAAUAACCAAAGACCUCUGCUAAUCGCACAUUGUCACUGAACCUGACCCUUGAGCCAAGGGAGUGCAGGUUGACAAGCCAGAAUUAACUUAAAACACGUGGAGAUGGAAGGAACAGAGAUGACUGGUUCCUGUCCAGCUCUGUACCCUGCAGACUCAGUGCCAACUGCACUUCCAAGACUGAUAUCACCUGCAGUUUGCCAGAGCCAUGCCAUGCAAGAUCAGCUUGCUCACUCGCUACCCUGGAUGCUCAGGACUUGAGAAUGUUUUAAGAGGAAAAGGGAUCUUCUGAAUGACUAAGGCCAUUUUUCCAAACAGGUUACGUAAAGGCAAACAUGUCUUUGAUUUGGUUAAAUUUGUUAGGAACAAGUUUAGAUCAUUUUGGGAGUUUACAUAAGCAACACCACCUACUGUUUUCUUUCAUAAGCUUAUUAUGGAUGCUUUUUAAGCACUCAAAUCAAUUGCCUUUUCUAAAUACCACAGUGUUUUAUUGACAAGUGAUGGAAAAUGUAGUGUCUCCUCUGCAAACGAUCUACACACAGUGGCUGGUACUGAGUCAAAAAUGAAACUCACCGUAGUACAGUUUUAUGCAGGGUUGAUAACUAAAGUACAGAGUACAACAUAGUAGCUACAGGGCAGGACGCACACUUUGUUCUUGCUAUUCUACUGACUCAAAACCUGUCCUAGGUCACUGGGAUCACGUACCCACUACAGAGCUAGACAGUCCCUUCACAAGAUAAUGGAGAAAAAUUAUUAUUAAAAGAGUUAGUAAAUUGAACCAUCCAUCACUGUUUCUCUUAAACGUCUAUCCUGCUGUCUACACAUGCGCAGAUCAGUCACCCCAAAUCAGCUCCCUCCCCCCUGCCAGCUACCAUGGUUAAUUUGGCAUGUCCUAGUAGCACAAAGCAAGGAGCCCUCAGAAACCUACGGAGAUUAAGCCAUUUACCACCUCACCCAGCAGAGGGGAGGAGGAAAGGAUUACCAGAGAUGCUCCUGGUGUGAUGUAGCUAUACGCCAAUAAUUUUCCUAGGCUGAGCCAAACAGCUGAGGGAGCUCAUACACCAAAACAUAGGUUGUCUCAAAAGAAGGCAGUUCAGCGGAUGAGGCUAAUGUACUAAUGUACCCACAAUCACCUAGCGAAGGAAGGGUACCUCUAAUGAACAGAUUACUUUGGAUCAAGUUAGAUUUGAUGUAUAGAUAAAGAUUUAUAUAUAAAUCAAAUAUAUGCAGAGUUUAUUUCAAAGUACCAAAAUAAAUCCGAGAGCACAGAAGACCACACAUCACUGAGAAGAAUGUUGCAAGGUGAAGUACUUGCCAUGUGAAAAUGAAUCUGUACUUCCGGCCUUUACCUUAAGGGUGUGGUCAAAAAUGCCAUGUCCACCACUAACUGCCCUGUUGCUACACAUCUCAACGUAAACACCAUGUCUCUAGGAGAUAAUCUUUGUAGGUAGUUAAAGGAUCUACAGAUUAAGUCUCCUUUACUCUCCUUUAGGGUGUCUUCUGCUAGCUUCCCAGGACAUGAUUCCUUCUUUUCCAAGCAGCAACAGACCACUCCACCAGAAAGCCAUGAAGAUACUCUCUUCUUCCUUUUACCUCCUGCCUGUUUCCCUUCCAGAUCUCUUACACUUUUCCAGUUGUACUUUCAAAUAAUGUGCCAGUCCUGAAAAGCCAGUGCUGUGAAAAAGUAUGCUAAAAAGUAACUACCAUGGACUCCGCGGCAGGUUGCCUCCUCAUGGGCUGUGCCAGCCUGUGCAACGCUUGCACAGUAAACAGCUGAAAAGUCUUGGCUGUUAUUCAUUGUAGCUCAUCAAGACGUGUCUUCCCAAAACAGCAGCAGUCAGUGCACUCACCUGCAGAACUCCCUUGUCCUUAUCCAUACUGUAAUCCUCAAAGCGUGCUGGGAGACACUGUUCUGGCAAAAUGACAAAGCAAGGCACUAAGCAGAAAUCUUUUCUUCCUCUUUUUUUUUUUUUUAAACAUCUUUUUAUUAGCACAGUAACAAAUGCAGACUGAAGUAGCCCACAACAUACAACCAAUCCACUGAGUGACUCCUAUUCCACGCCUUACAGUUAAACAGCUUAAGGUAUUUCACUACAGGUUACCGUAAGUCCUGAUUAAACCCUUUACUCUUUUCACAAAGAUAGAUUGGCUUAUAAAAUAAUACAUUAACUACUUCUCAUUUCAUAUAUGAGGCCAUAUAUCCACCUCUCCGUAUCACAGAUCAUGAGAUGACAGUCUUUAAAAAGGAUUUGUUAAAUACCAAUCUGCCCUCCCAUAGGGGAAAACAAUCCUGACAUCUUUUUACAAAAAAAACCCAAGAAACCCAACCCAGAAAAAAAUAACCCCCCAAACCAAAAACAAAACAAAAAGCAAAAACAGUGUGUAGAGUCUUGAAAGUACUUUUACAUAAAUGUCAACAUAUGUACCUGUACAAAAUUAAGCUGUUUUAAUCUUUUACAUAUUGCAAGCAAACUGGAAACCAAAGAAGUCUAAGAGGUUUACAUUCUUCUCGGUACUAUAUGUGAGCUAAUAUUGCUGAACUAAUUACAGUCUUAAAAUACGCUAUUCCCAAUCCUAGUUGUCUACUGUAGCAAGAUACCUUAAGUUACAACAACAAAAUCUUAAGAAAUAAAAGACUGAAUAAAAUCUGUUAUAGAAAUACCCUAUUCUUUACCAGCACCCUCCCUCCCCCCACCCCUUCAAAAUCAUAAGCAGCUCUUUCCAUCACAGACGAAUAAUGUAAGAGUUUGACGAAAAUCCGAUUUAUGUAGCGUAUCUUUUGGUCCAUUGUCUGGCCAUUCUGUCAUGCUCUGCUCUGUUAGUCAUAUACUGAGUGGCAAUACUUCCAACCAGGGGGUCAGCUGAAAAGACAACAAACCACUUAUUUCAGACAAGUUACUGAAUAAAAACUUAAAAAUAAAGCCGAAGUGUGAAUUUAAUAUGAUGGAAUCACACAGGUAAGGUACAUUGCAACAGUUUAAGUAUACUGAAUUGAUGGUCUGUAUCUUCACUGAUUCGUGUGUAUUUAUGGUGACAUACUAAUGUAGUACUUAAUAAAGAGCAAAAUGCUAA
Messenger RNA from Phalacrocorax carbo (great cormorant), 5917 nucleotides. The record is from RefSeq and is a predicted model, not a curated record. NCBI's taxonomy places the organism in Eukaryota, Metazoa, Chordata, Aves, Suliformes, Phalacrocoracidae.